Molecule: messenger RNA, 3064 nt
Organism: Lecanosticta acicola
Lineage: Eukaryota; Fungi; Ascomycota; Dothideomycetes; Mycosphaerellales; Mycosphaerellaceae
Source: the annotation of a GenBank genome assembly
AUGAGUUACAACCCGCUAGGUACGUUCAACACAAGGUCACGCCGCGUUUGGGAAUGGUUUGAGGACAUGCACCGCGGUGAACGAAACGUGCCGAUCAAGCAGAAUCACACGCGAGGAGACUGCCCGCAUUCCAGCGCACGCCUUCACGAACUCCAUCACAGCCUCGCAGGCACACUCGGAGACUAACUGCAGUAUACAGGUGGCUACGGCCACAGCGGCCACUCAGACGAACACCUGAACGACCCUGAGAACCCCUUCAUGGAUCACCAACACCCACCCGAUCGCUUCAACCCCCCAACCCCUGGCUACCAGCUCGAAGACCGCCCGUACAUGCACCAUGAACCCCUCGAGAUACCUGUCGGGCCUGGCCCAAUGCAUGCAGGCCCCAUGCAGUCGGCCGAUCGAUUAGCUGCGCAGCCAACAUACGAGGUCUCGAACAUGCCAGGAACGUAUGGGCACUCUCAGGCCUACGAAGAUACCCACUCGCACGGAUACACUCCCAAUCCUUACCAGCAGGCGGCGCAUCAGGGCAGAGGAGAGUACAACCUGAGCCCACGCUACGAUCAUGACGACUAUGUUCACGACGACUCAUAUGACGCGCCGCAACAUCCCUACUAUCAGGACGAGGCGGACAAUCGCCCAAUGCUACAACCAGCGGCAUCCUAUGGCCCAGAUCCGCAUCAGCCUGUGCUCACUCCCGGCCCAGAGCAUCCAGGUGACCUCGAAGCAGGCUACAAUGACCCACCCCCACCCCCUGCGACUGCGCCAAUUCGGAGGUGGAAGACGGUGAAAGAAGUGCAGCUGUUCAAUGGCAACUUGGUCCUGGAUUGCCCAAUACCUCCGCGACUACUGAACCAAGUGCAGCAUGCGAAGCCGCCAGAAAGAGAUGAAUUUACACAUAUGAGAUACAGUGCCGCAACCUGCGACCCAAGCGAGUUCUUCGACAAGCGCUUUACCCUGCGUCAACGUCUGUUCGCGAAGCCUCGUCAGACCGAAUUGUUUAUCGUUAUUACCAUGUACAAUGAGGAGGACGAGUUGCUCGCACGGACGUUGAUUGGUGUCAUCAAAAACAUUGAGUUCAUGAAUUCGAGGACAUCGUCGAAGACGUGGGGUAAAGAAGCCUGGAAGAAGAUCGUUGUGGCUAUUGUUUCAGACGGACGUGCCAAGAUCCAUCCUCGGACUCGUGCUGUGCUUGCCGCUAUGGGUAUCUACCAGGACGGAAUUGCGAAGCAGCAGGUCAAUGGAGAGGACGUCACUGCACACAUUUACGAGUAUACCACUCAAAUGACGCUCGAGAUUAAGAAGGGUAUUGUGCAGGUCAAGAAGGGCAACACUCCAGUCCAGAUCUUGUUCUGCCUCAAGGAAAAGAAUCAGAAGAAGAUCAAUUCGCACAGGUGGUUCUUCCAGGCGUUCGGCGAGGUCCUUCAGCCGAAUAUCUGUGUGCUGCUCGAUGCUGGUACUCGACCCGGACGGAGCAGCAUCUACGACCUGUGGAAGACCUUCGAUCGUGAGCCGAUGUGUGGCGGCGCAUGUGGUGAAAUCAAGGCCAUGCUGGAACAUGGCAAGAACCUCAUCAACCCGCUGGUCGCAGCUCAGAACUUUGAAUACAAGAUGAGUAACAUCCUGGACAAACCGUUGGAGAGCGCUUUUGGCUUCAUUACCGUGCUUCCUGGAGCCUUCUCCGCGUACCGCUAUGUAGCUAUCCAGAACGACAAGACAGGUCAGGGUCCUCUCGAGAAGUACUUCGCUGGCGAGAAGAUGCAUGGUGCCAACGCCGGCAUCUUUACCGCGAACAUGUAUCUGGCCGAAGACCGUAUCCUCUGCUGGGAGCUUGUCAGCAAGCGCAACUGCUCGUGGAUCCUGCAGUAUACGAAGUCCGCGACUGGUGAGACAGAUGUGCCAACCGAGAUGGCGGACUUCAUUCUACAGAGACGUCGUUGGCUCAACGGCUCGUUCUUCGCCGCGGUCUAUGCUCUGUCACACUUCUAUCAGCUGUGGCGAAGUCACCACACGUUCAUUCGAAAGUUCUUCCUCUGCAUCGAAUUCGUCUACCAACUGGUGAACAUGUUGUUUGCCUGGUUCGCUAUCGUAAGACAGUCCCGAUGUCUGAAUGUGUUCACUGCUAAUCUGCGCAAAGGGCAAUUUCUUCCUGGUCUUCCGCAUCCUCACUUCCUCCUUAUCGGCCGACGAUCUGCUCGGCACUGCGGGACUGGUCCUCUCCAUCGCCUUCGAAUGGAUCUACCUUGCCGUGUUGUUGACUUGUUUCGUCUUGGCUCUGGGAAAUCGUCCACAAGGAAGCAACAAGUUCUACAUGGCGCAAGUUUAUUUCUGGGCAAUACUCAUGGGGUACCUCCUAUUUGCAACGGUCUUCAUCACGGUGAAGUCGGUACAGCAACAAAUCGCGGACAACAAAGGCUUCAGUGUGCAGUUGCUUUUCACCAACAAGCUGUUCUUCACGUUGAUCAUCUCCAUGCUGUCAACGUACGUCCUCUACCUGGUGGCAUCUAUUCUCUUCCUGGAUCCGUGGCACAUGUUCACAAGCUUCCUUCAGUACAUGCUCCUUACCCCCACGUACCUCAACAUUCUCAACGUCUACGCCUUCUGCAAUACCCACGACAUCACGUGGGGAACAAAGGGCGACGACAAACCGGAGAAGCUUCCAGCGGCUAACCUUAAACCCGGCGGCAAGGUCGAUGUCACGAUUCCCACAGACGAUCACGACCUCAACACGCAGUAUGAACAAGAACUACGGGCUUUCAGCUCCAAGUACGCAGCACCAAAGAAGACUGUUACUGCGGAACAAAAGCACGAAGACUACUACAAGGGAUUUCGUUCGACAGUCGUGUUGGCUUGGAUGUUCUGCAACUUGGCCUUGGCGGCCGUCAUUUUGAACACUGCCGGAUUACAGAAAGUUCAGAAAAACGGAGACGCGGAAGAGACCGCAGAGACAUUGCGUGCUACGAUCUACAUGGCAGUCGUGCUGUACUCGGUAGCGGCGUUGGCAGCAGUCCGAUUCAUUGGCUGCUGCUGGUUCUUGGUCGUCAGGAUUUUCCGAGGAGUGUAA